Molecule: messenger RNA, 2658 nt
Organism: Mixia osmundae IAM 14324
Lineage: Eukaryota; Fungi; Basidiomycota; Mixiomycetes; Mixiales; Mixiaceae
Exons: 3
Coding region: 1-2658 (885 amino acids)
Biological process (GO): regulation of transcription by RNA polymerase II
Cellular component (GO): nucleus
Molecular function (GO): RNA polymerase II cis-regulatory region sequence-specific DNA binding; DNA-binding transcription activator activity, RNA polymerase II-specific
Source: RefSeq, a predicted model, not a curated record
AUGCCCACGACCAGCUUGACUGCUCUCAUCACCGACGAGGAGAACCUACUGCGACGGUCAGGUGCACACGCAAGAACAGUCUCGGAUGCACAUCCUUUCGCUCGAGAAUCAGCGCUGUACUCAGAAGGCACUGCCUCCGAUUUUCUCUCCUCGCCUGCGCAAACCCACCUGCUCCCUUUCCCAAGCUACGAGCAAGACGCAAGCUCUCAGACCUCGCUGACCAGUAUUCAACCUCUGCUCGGAUUUGGAGCCUUCAGAGAUCGCCAUGAUUCGUCCUUUUCGAACUUCUCAGAUGCCACGAGUAGCUCUGGUCAGGAACCAUAUGACAUGUUUUCGUCUUACGAGCGCAAAGCAAGCAUCUCAUCGUAUCGUAGCUCGGGCCUUGCGCUCUACUCUGCCUCGCCCGUUGAUGCGGAGGCCCCGAUGCUUCCAAUGGACAGUCUCUCCAUCGACACGCGGGCUCUUGUUCACAGUGCUCCUCAAGCUGAUCAUCUUUCGCUAGAAGAUGUGGAAGAUCCAAUUCUCAGCAUUGCACGCGCGAAUGCUCAGUGGCACGGCAUCGACGAUCAAGAGCACCAUGCAGGCGAUGUAGCUGUCAACUCUGAAGUCGCAGAAUCUAUUUCUGCAGACGAGAGCGAAGCCGAUGGCCUGCUACAGCCCCGCACUCGACCUAUGCAAAUACCUCGCAUGGAUCCGGAGGAAUUCCGUCAGCUACUCGCACCUUAUGUCCGGCAGUAUCUUACAUCGCGCAAUCGCCUACUCCUCGGAGAGCGUAGUGUACUCGUCCUCACCAACAGAACGUCGCAAAAGAGCUACGGCACCGAGAAGCGAUUCUUGUGCCCAAGUCCAGCUGUCAUUCUCCUGGGUUCGAGCUGGUUUGCCAAGGACGAGACCGUGGCGAAUGGUCAGCCUGAUCUGAUUGCACCUCGCGUCUUGAUUUCGAUCAGCGGCAAGAAUCCAACUCAAGAGGUCGCGCCUGAAUGGCUGGCUGUCUCUGGCAGAACGUCACCCGAGAACACAGCAUCGACAUCGGAUAUGAUCGUUGCUGGCCGUGGCGUCGGACGGCAACUCUUCAUCUCGGAUGUCGAUGACAAACGUGUCGAGGCAAUCGUUCGCGUCGUUGCCCCAGGAGAAGGUCGAGACAUCGAUCGGCUAAUCGGCACUUUCAAUUCGAAGCCGAUCAAGGUCAUCUCCAAGCCAAGUAAACGGCGUCAGAGCAACAAAUUGUCAGAUCUCUGCGUGCUUCAUGGCUCAACAGUCGCUCUAUACAACCGUCUGCGCAGUCAGACGGUCUCGACGCGAUUCCUAUGUGUCUCUGGAGGUGCCAGCAUAUUUCCCGGCACCGACUGGCAAGACAUGACCGGUGAGCCAAGUCACUUUGCAGCAGCAAGCGAUGCCUGCUUCGUUGCUCGAAGUGACGCAUGGGACCCAUUCAUCGUGUACCUGGUCGAUCCCUACAAGACCUCAAGUGUGCCAAUGGCUACCAAUCCUGUCAUACCUGGUGCGCCUGCACCGCCGGCGAACGCGCUGCCCUUUGAUCAAGCUCGCCCACGUAAUAUUUACUACAAUCAGCCUGUCGUCUUCCAGUGUCUCGCAACUAGCGUUGUCUCGCCUGUCUUCAUACUACGAAGGAUCGACAAGGGUGACAGCGCAAUCGUCGGAGAGACCUCCAAUGCGAGCGGACGUGGAUCGCCUACUCUUCCAGCAAAUAGCUAUGGCGAACGCCGCGGGGAUCCGGUCAGUCAGUUGCAAAAGGUUGCACUUGAGAUCUGGUCCCCGGACCCAGCCUGUGAAGCAUCUGCCUACCUUGCCUGUCAGGGUGGCGGUGUCGGUCUACACCGACCUAAUCACGAAUCGAAGAGACCUUCGUCAGCAAUGCCGCCGAUGACUCCAGAUACAUCGUCUACUUGGUCAGCCGGUCUUCACUCUGCAAUAUCCGCCGGUGGCUAUUUCAGCAGCAGCACACCGACUACGUGGCCAUGGGCAAAGCUAGAGGGCGUCCCAACCAACCUUCGAGUGCCAGACUCCGGAGUGAGGCUAGACGACGAAGAGCCAAGCCGUACCUCAGAUGCUGGCAAAGCGCGCAAGCCUCGUAGGAUCGCAUCGAGCGCCAAUUUGUAUCUGCCCACACCGAACGCGCGGCCUCGGAGAGCGUCAUUGAGUCUCGGUUCAGCAAGCUCCGCAUCUGCAUGGGUUUCGAGCAUACAGUCUCAGCCUACCUUUCGUUCCGAAUCACAAAUCGACGUUGGCGAACCGGCUGUUUGGACAAUCGCUGGCACAGACCUCAAUCGACACACGUUCUACUGCCCACCUGUCCUGCUAGGAGGCCUUGCGGCAGGUUUCGGUGGGGAUGCAAGCUCACCAUUCAGCACGCCAAUCCCGAUCAUGCCGAUUGCAUCUACGCCCAGGAUAUACGAGUACGGGCCUGCUUCCGAAUCAGACGAGUCAUCGGCUUCGAUCGGCUUGAUCAAUCUUUAUGGCGAAGGGUUCGAGAGCACGCUGACACCCUGGUUUGGUGACACGCCCGCAACUUUUGUUCAAAUUCGCUCGGCGGAGUGUAUUACUUGUCUACCUCCCAAAUUCAAUAACAGCACGCCCCUCGAGCUGCCAGUCCUGCGUGCGUCUCGUCUGCCAUCCACCGUGCAUGCGCUGAUCUGA